AGAAAGUCAAGCUCGGACCCGACCCUCACGCCUCCCCAACACCACUCCCCCCCCCCCCCCCCCCCCCCCACCAAAUUGUCUCCAAUUAAAUCGUCUCUCUCUGUCCCUGUUCUCUGUUCUCUCUCUCUGCCCUGUUGUUGCUCUGUGUGAGUCCCAUUUGAGCUGCUUCCUCUGGGUUUGAACUUUGAAGCAUUCGUUUCCUUCUGUGGUUUACCCACCCCGAUCAUCUUUUUCCAAGUUGAUUCUGAGAUAACUUUUCUUCUGGAUUUGGAGAUUUUUUUGCUAAUGAUUCUUAAUUAAUUUGUUUAUGCAUGUGUUUAUUAAGAAUGAGAAUCUGAUUAUGAGUAAUGGCGGAAGCUACUAGGAAAGUAUCAGCUGCUUCAGCCAGGUCUCACACCCGGAAAUCCAACACCACCUCCUCCUCCUCUUCAGGCAUGCUGAGGACAAUUACAGUGGUGCUGUUUGUUGGGUUGCUGGCAUGGGCAUACCAGGUGACCCACCCUCCGCCUUCCAACCUCUGUGGCUCCCCAGGAGGCCCCCCAAUAACAGCACCAAGGAUAAAGCUCAGGGAUGGAAGGCAUUUGGCCUACAAGGAGCUUGGUCUCCCAAGAGAAUCGGCCAAACACAAGAUUGUCUAUAUUCAUCCCUUUGCCUCUUGCAGACACGAUGAGGUGAUCGUGACAUACCUCUCCCCGGAGCUUGUUCAAGAACUAGGUGUGUACGUUGUGUCGUUUGACAGGCCUGGUUAUGGAGAAAGUGAUCCCAAUCCGAAGCGAAAUGUGAAGAGUUUGGCCUUGGAUGUAGAAGAGCUUGCUGAUCAGUUGGAACUUGGGUCCAAGUUUUAUGUUAUUGGGUUUUCUAUGGGAGGCCAGGCAGUGUGGGGCUGUCUCAAGUACAUCCCUCACAGGCUAGCAGGAGCAGCAUUGCUCACUCCAGUUGUCAACUACUGGUGGCCAGGCUUUCCUGCCAAUUUAUCUGAAGCAGUCUACAACCAACUACCCCUACAGGACCAGUGGUGCCUUCGUAUCGUUCACUAUGCUCCAUGGCUCGCAUACUGGUGGAACACCCAGAAAUUGUUUCCUGCAAGUAGUGCUGUUAGCGGCAGUCCACGUAUUUUCUCUCCUCGAGAUAUUGAACUUCUUCCCAAGUUAGCCGCAAGGAAAGCACAUGAGGGACAUGCAAUGCAACAAGGAGUGCUCGAGUCCAUGAAUCGAGACUUGAUUAUUGGAUUUGGGAGCUGGGAAUUUGACCCAAUGGAUCUCAAGAACCCUUUACCAAACAAUGAGGGGUCUGUUCAUGUAUGGCAGGGAGACGAUGAUAGGCUUGUACCGGCCACAUUGCAACGCCAUAUUGCUGGAAGGCUUCCAUGGGUUCACUACCAUGAGUUACCAGGUGCUGGACAUCUUUUUCCAUGUGCAGAAGGAGCAAGUGAAGCUAUUCUAAAGGCACUCUUACCUGGGGAGAAGUAGCCCACUUCUGGUUACUGGCCAGGCACUGGCAUUUUAAGCUCUCAACCUCACACCCGUUCAACCAUCCCAACAAAAACAAAAAGCUCCUGGUUUCCCAUAGUGCCUGGAUGCGUUCCAUAUGUUUUGGAUCCAUUACCAUUUUUCAUCCAAAGCCUUUCGACUCUUUUCCUUGUUUAAUAUUUUUGCUUGAAGGAUUGAGAUUAUUAGUGUACUACUACAGAACAGGGCUAUAGCAUGGUUAUGUACCUAUAGUAGUCUUGUUCAAUGCCUUUACUUUUUACACAGAUUACCAGAUUAAUGAAGCAGAGCUGAAUUUUGUGAUGGUUCA
Messenger RNA from Malania oleifera, 1797 nucleotides. RefSeq lists its product as uncharacterized. Lineage: Eukaryota; Viridiplantae; Streptophyta; Magnoliopsida; Santalales; Ximeniaceae. The transcript is spliced from 5 exons. The record is from RefSeq and is a predicted model, not a curated record. The coding region runs from base 348 to 1469 and encodes 373 amino acids.